This is a messenger RNA of Manis pentadactyla (Chinese pangolin), 1875 nucleotides long. It is a transcript of the gene WDR73, whose product is annotated as WD repeat domain 73. The record is from RefSeq and is a predicted model, not a curated record. The transcript is spliced from 8 exons. Lineage: Eukaryota; Metazoa; Chordata; Mammalia; Pholidota; Manidae. Gene Ontology annotation, biological process: cytoplasmic microtubule organization. The coding region runs from base 82 to 1200 and encodes 372 amino acids. Gene Ontology annotation, cellular component: spindle pole; cytosol. Gene Ontology annotation, molecular function: protein binding.
GCGGGCCACUCCUCGCGAGAAGGCCGCGCCCUCCCGGGUAGGCUCAGGGGCGGAAGUGGGGUGCCGGAAGCUGCCGUUGCCAUGGAGCCUGCGGAAGACUGGCUGGUGGAAUCCCUGCGCUUGUACCAGGAUUUCCAUGCGUUCGACCUCUCGGGAGCCACACGGGUCCUUGAAUGGACUGGUGACAAAGGAGUCUUUGUUGCUGGCUAUGAAAGCCUGAAAAAAAAUGAGAUUCUUCAUCUUAUAUUACCUCUCAGACUUUCUGUAAAAGAAAACCAGGGCUUAUUUCCAGAAAGAGAUUUCAAGGUGCACCGUGGAGGGUUUUCAGACAGGUCUGUCUUUGAUCUGAAGCACGUGCCAGACACCAGGUUCCUGGUAACCAGCGGACUUCCAGGUUGUCACCUGCAGGUGUGGCAGGUUGCAGAGGACAGUGAUGUCAUUCAAGCUGUGAGCACCAUUGCUGUGCAAGAGAAAGAGGAGCGACUCUGGCCUCGGGUGGCCAUCUUCUCGUCAGAGGCCCCGGGAGUCCUCCACGGGGUGAGGCUCAGCAGCCUGAAGGUCGUGGACCUGGAAUCCCACCAGCCCACAUACUCCUCAGGCGUCAGUGACAGUGAGACGCUGAGUAGCCUGCAGGUCCUGGAUGCACACACCUUUGCUUUCUGCUGCGCCUCAGGCCGGCUGGGGCUUGUUGACACCCGCCAGAAGUGGGCACCAUCAGAGACCCUCUGCCCCAGCCCUGGGCUUGGUGGAGAGAGGUGGUGUGCAGAAGUUGGGGCCAACGGCCAGGGCCCUGGGCCCCGCAUUGCCAGUCUUGGCUCAGAUGGGCAGCUCUGUCUUCUUGACCCCCGGGAUCUCUGCCAUCCUGUGAGCUCAGUCCAGUGCUCAGUGUCCACACCCAGCCCUGACCCCGAGCUGCUGCGAGUGACUUGGGCUCCAGGCCUGGACAGCUGCUUGGCCAUUUCAGGUUUUGAUGGGACAGUCCAGAUCUAUGAUGCCACGUCUUGGGGUGGACCGGGGGGCCAAGUAGAACCUCUCUUCACUCACAGAGGUCACAUCUUUCUGGAAGGCAGUAGUGCAGACACUGCUCCCCUGGUCACCACCCACACCUGGCACCCCCGCAAACCAAGGACCCUACUGUCAGCAGCAAGUGACGCUUCUCUGCAAGUGUGGGACUGGGUGGACCCCCGUGCCUCCCGCUGACACCAGCGUCUUUCUUUCCAGGCCUUGAGGAAGAGGAGCAACUGCUGCCCAGCAAAGGCACGGACUUAGGACUAACUGACCACAGGUCCCAGUCACCAGCUGAGUGGCAGGUUAACCAGCUUCUUUAAGCCCCAGCUUCUUUAUUUGUGAAAUGACAACAGUAAUACCCACCUUGCAGGGCUGUUGGGAGAGUUAGAAGUAGUAUGUUGAAAAUCACUGGCAGGAUGUGAGGUACAUGUUUGGUAGCAGCUGGCAGAGUUGGAGCCAUUUGCCCCCAGGAAAAUGGCGGUGCUUUUUCCCAGUGAGGAUAGAGGAGCUAACAAAUGUACGUGUCUUAUGAACUUUUUUAUAGAACUAAAAAUGUCAAAACAAGAUCAUGCUGUUUUUGCUGACCAGAUUGCCCAAUUUUAAAACAUUAUUAGCUUGAACGGCCGCGCGAGCUUAUAGCAUAUGCAGUUCAGACGGCGCAGGGGAGCAGCAGGUCCUCUAAGGCGCUCGUGGAAUGUACGGUGGCAUGGUAGGCACGGCGAGCCAUGACUUGUAUAGUCCGUCUCCUGUUAAAGGACACUUGAAAUGUUAUCUUUUGCUGUUAACAAGUAGUGUGAACAGCUUUUCUACCCAUGAACAAUAUGUCUGUAAGAUAAAUUCCUAAAAAUAGAAUGCUAAGGCAGAGGA